Pseudogymnoascus destructans is the source of this 1665-nucleotide messenger RNA. RefSeq lists its product as uncharacterized. NCBI's taxonomy places the organism in Eukaryota, Fungi, Ascomycota, Leotiomycetes, Thelebolales, Thelebolaceae. The record is from RefSeq and is a predicted model, not a curated record. The transcript has 2 exons. Bases 1 to 1665 code for a protein of 554 amino acids.
AUGAAUACAACUCUAGAAACUCCCGAGGUUCUCGAUAUUGCCAUCAUUGGUGCUGGCCCAUGUGCUCUCGCAGUAGCAGCACGGAUGCGAGAGACAACACCCUCAGCACUCUUCACAGACGCCGAGCACCAGAGAUACCACUGGAUCAAGCGACACAAGCAUCGUGUAAAGAUCGUGCCUACCAAAGGACGUGCAACGAAUAAAAUAUUGAUCGAAGACAAGUUAAAGAAGCCAUGCGGGCCAAUCUGCAAACAGCCAAACUAUUUAAUGGCAGUCUACGACUCCUCGGGGUCAGACUGGAUGGCAAAGUGGACAUGCUUGUUUCGUGCUUACAACAUCAAGACCUUGAGAAGUCCGUUGUUCUUCCAUGUUGACCCAAGAGAUCGAGAUGGGCUAAAAGCAUACGCAUACGCCAAGGGUAGAGAGAAGGAGAUGGUUGAGCUGAAAGGUGUGGUGGGAAAAGAAAUAUCAAAGCAUCUAAUGAAGAAGAAGCUGAAGAGAGGACCAUCUGUAAAUGCACACACUGGUAAAUCAAUCGAUGAACGAGACAUGCAAGACUACUACACACCAUCUACAUCUCUGUUUAACGACUACUGUCAGGAUUGUAUUGACCGAUACAGUCUGAAUAAUCUCGUCACACAAACCGACGUGCAUUCUAUUGAAUACGAUGAGCAUGGAACAGACGAGUGUCCAGAUAACUGCUUCACCAUCAAGACUUCGACAGGCACGCAACUCGCACGCACAGUCGUUCUCGCCAUCGGGCCUGGGAUGCCCGCCCCUGUGCCAUUCACUUCUAACGAGGCAGAAGGUGCUUGUCACACAUCUCAGCUUCUAAAGCAAGAGUGUCUUGCACCACACGUCAAGAGAAAGGUGGAUUCAAAGCGCACAACGAAUGUUAUCGUUAUCGGUGGCGGUUUAACUUCCGCUCAAAUCGUAGAUCUGUGCAUCAAGAAAGGCGUUUCGAAAGUGUGGCACAUCAUGCGUGAUAAUUUCAAGAUCAAGCACUUUGAUCUCAGCCUUGAUUGGGUUGCAAAAUACAAAAACAUCAACCAAGCGGCCUUCUGGUCAGCAGACACGGACGAGGAGCGAUUUGAGAUGAUCUUAUCUGCUCGCAAUGGAGGUUCGAUCACCCCGGCGUACAAGGCUAUUCUUGAAAGUCACCAAACAAAAGGAAGGGUCUUGCGCUAUACAAAAACACAAAUAGUGGGCAAGUCCUGGGACUCGAUAUCAAAGUUGUGGACAAUCAAGACAGAGCCUCCGAUCCCAGACCUACCUCCGAUAGACUACAUCUACUACGCAACAGGCGCAAAGGCAGACAUCAAAGCUAUGCCACUGUUACAGCCUCUCUUACAGAGUCACCCAAUUGAGACUGUUGGAGGGCUUCCUUGCCUGACUUACGACAUGCAAUGGAGUAAAGACGUCCCCCUUUUCGUGACCGGACGCCUUGCCGGUCUUCAACUCGGGCCAGGAGCUGCGAACCUUGAGGGAGCUCGGGCUGGAGCGGAAAGGAUCGCUUGGAGGUUACAGGAAAUUCUAGGAGAAAUCGAUGGGGAUGGUGAUUGCAAUGAAGAUGUUGAUGAGAUGGAAGAGCUACGAGAGCGGGCUGAGAGAAGCUGGACGCAUUUGAACAUGUUUGAUACGCUUAGCGUUCGAGGAGACGACUAA